GAAGUGGGCGUGUCUAGGCGGCAUGUUGUCGGAGCGGCGCACACUCGCUUGUUUGUUGGUAUAAAGAGGUUGGAAGAGGUUGUCUAAAUCUUAUUAAAAAAAAAAAAACAUGAACGCACCUCCAGCCUUCGAGUCCUUCCUGUUAUUUGAAGGAGAGAAAAAAAUCACCAUAACCAAGGAUACGAAAGUACCCAAUGCCUGCUUAUUCACGCUUAACAAGGAAGACCACACGCUUGGAAACAUCAUCCGCUCCCAGUUGCUGAAGGAUCCUCAGGUCCUGUUUGCCGGGUAUAAGGUGCCCCAUCCUCUGGAACACAAGAUUGUGAUCCGGGUGCAGACCACUCCGGACUACAGCCCUCAGGAGGCCUUUACCAACGCCAUCACAGAUCUG
Molecule: messenger RNA, 391 nt
Organism: Polyodon spathula (Mississippi paddlefish)
Lineage: Eukaryota; Metazoa; Chordata; Actinopteri; Acipenseriformes; Polyodontidae
Gene: polr2j
Product: RNA polymerase II subunit J
Exons: 3
Biological process (GO): transcription by RNA polymerase II
Cellular component (GO): RNA polymerase II, core complex
Molecular function (GO): protein dimerization activity; DNA binding
Source: RefSeq, a predicted model, not a curated record